AUGGGAAAUCUGGUAUUGGGUUACAUAAUUUCAUUUUUCAGGGUUAUCAGAUUGUGUAAGACCGUAUUUAGCGAUCCAAAAUGGGGCCACAGAAUUCUUGAAAGAGUGUGGAAAAGCUGCUACUAUUUGGUGAUAUGUCGAAUACGAAGAGCUGCCCUAAGCGUGGAGCAGAAAAAUUGGACCGAAACGCUAAUUUCAAAUUUUGUAAAAGAAUUAUGUGUAUUCGCCAAUGACUUUCCACAUUUAUGUGCAGCAAUAUGCUUAUACAUCGGUGAUCUGCGUCGCUAUGCGUGGAUGAUCUAUGGUACGGAAAAAUACAGAAAUUUGGCACUGCUUUGUUAUCGCAAAUCGGCCAAAUUAGAUGAACAAAAUGGAAUUGCAUUGAAUCAACUUGGUCUCCUCGUUCAGGAAGCUAGUCCAACAUGUGCUUUAUUGUAUUUCUUACUAGCGGAUAAUGCGCUACAGCCUUUUGACGGCGCCUAUACAAAUGUUAUUAGUUUGUUAAAACAGCAAAAAGAACAGAAGAAGGAAGACUCUACAAUGUCCAUUCUUCACUAUUGUUUCACAUGUUUCAGUGUAAUGUCACUGUGGAAUCACUUGAGUUUCCGGAUAGUUUAUUUGGGUUCAUUUAGGCAGUCAUAUUUUGAAGAGCUUUCGACAAAGUGGUCGGAAUAUAUAAUAUCGCAGUUAGAAACUCGACAUGCAUUUCACGUUGCUUUGUCGAUUAAUAUUAUCGUUCUGGCAGCCACAACUUUGUUAAAAAGAGGGAAAGAAAUAGAAUUGCAAUAUCUUAGCAAGUUAUUUUUUCGAAUUUCGGAAGUUACGAUUCGGCACUUGGAAGAAUGGAGUGCGGCAGAAGCUGAAGCAACUGAUUUACGAAGACGUCGAGCUUCAUCUUCCGAUGAAAGUGCAGAAGAGGCUGAAAUAGAAGAGAGAAGAGAAAGACAUUGCUCGCGGUCCUCAUCAGCGGAAAAAGAUGUGGUUUCAGAGGAUGAUGAAACAGUAACGGAAACGGAGGAUCCAAAUCUGAGUACACGAAAUCAUGAAACACAACACAGAAUCCAGUCACUUCUUGUUGCUUUACUUCAUGCUGCAACUUCUUUAGCUCCUCAUGUGUAUAACGACAAAGUACCAUCGGCACUUCACUGUCCCAUUAAAUGGGCUCUAAUCAAUUUUUUAUCGCUAGAGAUUGUUACAUUUAUAUCUCGGACUGAUAAGCGAGAUAAAUGUGAUUACAUUGUGCUUGCCGGAUAUUAUGAACAAUAUGAAGAUUUCUGUCAGCAGUUAAUCCAGUUUUUGAAUCUCUUGGAGCUGCAUUUGGAGGGUAAGUCAGAGAACAUGUGGCAGCUCGGUGGCUUAACUCCAUGGUGUUUAUUGCCACGCUUUUUGCAAGCUUUCGUCCAAUCUCCGCAUACUCCCGUUGUAUUUGAUGAAUUUUUCAUAUAUACACCGAAGAAUUCGACGAAGGAAAAUAAAAUGAAAAACAUGGCGAAGUUGUGGUUGGCAUAUGAUACAGAAAAAGAACAGAUACGAACUUCCCUACCACUAUAUGUUGUUCCGCAAGAGGAUGUUUUAUUGCAGCGACUGGAAGUUAUGAAAAAAAUCCUGAAAAAAGAUAGACUGAUAGUGGCUAUAGCAGAGGGUACAUUUCGGAAUUUGGAUAUGAAAAAGGAUAAACCAGAGGUGCGAAAAGCAUUGCGUUGGAUCAAUGCGCAUAUAUCAAAAGAUAACGGUCGUCUGCGAAUCAUACCGAGUUCAACUCCAGAAAAAUGUGCGGAGAAGUUGUCGGCACAAGCACCGACCACAUCCACUGUAUUCGUUACAGUGCUCACAUUAUUUCGGGCUGAAGCUAAUUCAGUUAUCAAACUACCAUGUAAUACAACCUUUUUGUUACUGAACAGCAAUGGGCAUCAGCAGGAGGUGGAGGUUGUGGAAGAAGGGGAGGUGACGGUGAUGGAACAAUUUUGGGAUGUUGAAGGCGAUCGAUGA
Molecule: messenger RNA, 1989 nt
Organism: Acanthocheilonema viteae
Lineage: Eukaryota; Metazoa; Nematoda; Chromadorea; Rhabditida; Onchocercidae
Source: the annotation of a GenBank genome assembly